This is a messenger RNA of Toxoplasma gondii ME49, 3726 nucleotides long. RefSeq lists its product as hypothetical. Lineage: Eukaryota; Apicomplexa; Conoidasida; Eucoccidiorida; Sarcocystidae. Gene Ontology annotation, cellular component: nuclear pore; nuclear pore central transport channel. The transcript is spliced from 6 exons. The record is from RefSeq and is a predicted model, not a curated record. Gene Ontology annotation, molecular function: phospholipid binding; structural constituent of nuclear pore. Bases 1291 to 3387 code for a protein of 698 amino acids. Gene Ontology annotation, biological process: protein import into nucleus; RNA export from nucleus.
GUCGUCUUUUCGUACAGUCUCCCCGUGUGUCGUUCUGUUUUUCCGCUGAAAGAAAGGAAUGUUCACCCUUUCUUGAGCCACAAAUGAAGCCACCAGUUUGCGGAACCCAAAAGAGGCUUCACUGAAAGCGAAUUUGCAUUCUUUUUUGCGACUGUGUGUGAGGGCCUCGAAUAACUCGAGGUGAUCCGAAGAGGCCUGUCGGUCUUUUUUUAACGCCGUUUCCCCCUGGUUUUCUUCCUCUCCGUUCUUUCUCAGUCUUCCCCCUUUCUCUCCACUUCUCGUCCCCGUUCCUGCCUUUCCGCGUCCCUCGCCUCUGCUUGUUCUUACGCCUGCCACUCAACCCCCUCCGGGGAGAUGUCUUUCGCGUUCCUUCUCUCCUCGUGUUUCUCCACCACAUCAACCAAAUCCACCUUCAUCAAGUUUUCCGUUUCGUCGACACCGUAUGUACGUCUGGACACCUUUUCUCCCACUCGGAGCGAAAUAACUACGGGGGUCUAAACGGCUUCUCCCCCCUGCCUCGUAACUCGGUUUGAGCUCCACCAGCUGUCAGGCUGUUGCCUGUGCCGGAAUACAUUUCAUCCACGCUUUCUCGGUGCCUUUUCCUGAAUGCGUUGUCCUUGUUUCUGGAACGCCGAGGCGAGUCACGUCGGUCCUGCGGCUUCGCCUCUGGAGGCUGGAGGGAAACACCAAGGACGGAGGGUGCAUGGGCAGAAGCCGCACACCGCUUGAGGAGGAAGAUCAGAAGACAGCCCCGUGUCAUCUGUCUAGUCUCCACACCCUCCACAUCUCUCCUCUUUGGAGCAGAUUGGUCUAGAGAAUUUUCCGGCACUUUGCGCUCUUCUUACUCCUGUGCUUCUGUGCUCUCCACGCAGAGGUGCUGUUCGUCCUGGCCGCCUCCGCGUGCUGGAGCCCGGCUCUUCUCUCUCUCAGAUCAGGAGCUCUGUGAAGAGAGGAGCAGUUUCUGGAGAGAACGACUCAUCUUCUCUUCAGCUUCCAAAGACAUUUCUUGGUUUCUCCUCGUGAUGAAUAAACUUCUCUGAGACCCUUCUGAAAAAACCUUGCACUUCUGCUUCUCUCCUCUUUCCUUCCGUAUCCUUCCGCUUCCCUUGCUGAAGGCUGAACUCUUCUGUCCCUCUCAGUCUCCGUUUCUUCUCACCUGUCUCCAUUUCUUCGCACCUGUAUCGUGGUCUUCUCACCUGUCUCCUGUUCUCCUCACCUGUCUCCUGUUCUCCUUACCUGUCUCCGUUUCCUCUCUCCUGUCUCUCUCCCUCUUGUUCUUUGUCUCUCACGAUGUUUAGCUCCGCUACCGCCUCGGGAACUUCCGGGGGUCUCUUCGGCUCGGGGACAGGAGGCGGAUUGUUCGGCGGCUCUGCAGCGACUCCAGCAGGCGCGUCUGCAACUGCCGGAACGGGCCUCUUCGGCUCUGCCCAGGCGACGUCUGGGGGCCUCUUCGGAGCCGCCUCUGGAGGCGCCGCGGGCGCUGCAGGGACAAGUCGCCCCGGCGGGGGCCUCUUUGGAGGCGGAACAACGACCGCAACUGGCGCCGGAGGGACAAGUCUCUUCGGAGCGGCGCAGCAGAAGUCGGCGACCGGCGCGACGACAGGGCUGUUCGGCGGCGGGACUGCCCCCGCGGGGACAGCUGGAGGCGGGGGCCUUUUCGGGAAUUCGCAGGCGGCAAAGCCCGCCACGGGGGGACUGUUUGGAGCCCAGCCAGCGCAGAGCACGGGCGCGACCGGGGGACUGUUUGGAGCCCAAUCGGCGCAGAACACGGGCGCGGCCGGGGGACUGUUUGGAGCCCAACCGGCGGGGGCGACUGCGGCAUCUGCGGGCGCCGCCGUGCUCCCGAGAGAGCCGACUGUGGCGAACAUCGAUCGAGUCGUGCCGGGGGUGCUGGAGAAGUUCAAGAAGAUCGAAGAGAAGAUGCGCGAGGAGGAGAAGGUCAUGAACGAGCUGCAGGCGGCGACGAGGAAGAUGAGAGAGUCUUUCUCGGGUUUCUCCUCAUCGCUCUCGACGCACCAGUCGCGUGUCUCCUGGGCUCUGCAUCACGUUCUCGUCUUGAAACGUGAGGCACAGAACCUCGCCCCCGUCGUUCAGAGAGACAAGCAACUGGCCUUGCAGGUGGAGCAACUCCACCAACAACUGGAACAGAAUGUCACGGCGGCGAACGCGUCUCUGGCGCGAGCCUGUUCUGCGGGCGGUUCACGCGACGCUGUCUACGUCGUCCCUCUCCAGGUCCCGUGCCCCCUAUCUACGCCGUUGUACCAGCAGCUUCUGCAAGAAGUUUGGAGUGUCAGUGGAAAACUUCAGCAGCUGGAGCAGCAGGUCAAGUUGCUGCGCCUCGAGCGAGAGACCGCGGCGCGGUCGAGCUGUUCGUACACCGUAGACGGGGUGUCUCUGGCGGGAGGCUACUCGGAAUCUGGAGUCGACUUCCACUCCGAAGUUCAAAUGAUCAAAGAGGUCCUCGAGUCUCAGCGUGAAGUUCUUCUUGCGACGGCCCAGAAGGCUCUCGAACUCCGAGAGAACACGCGCCGCAUGCAAGAUUACCUCGAACGCCGGGGAGUCAAAAUUCCUGUUUUUCCGGAAGACCAGGAAGAGGUCGCAGUGAAUGCGAUGGCGGUCCAGGCGACUCAGACCACCGGAAGACUCUUCGGGUCUACUGGCCCGACCUCCUCGCCUCUUGGCGGCAUUUUCGGGCCUCUGAGUUCUCAGACAACGCCGGCAGCUGGGGGUCUCUUUGGCACAGUUGCUGGCGCCUCUGCCACUCCUGCUACGGGGACAGGAGGCGGAUUGUUCGGCGGCUCUGCAGCGACUCCAGCAGGCGCGUCUGCAACUGCCGGAACGGGCCUCUUCGGCUCUGCCCAGGCGACGUCUGGGGGCCUCUUCGGAGCCGCCUCUGGAGGCGCCGCGGGCGCUGCAGGGACAAGUCGCCCCGGCGGGGGCCUCUUUGGAGGCGGAACGACGACCGCAACUGGCGCCGGAGGGAGAAGUCUCUUCGGAGCGGCGCAGCAGAAGUCGGCGACCGGCGCGACGACAGGGCUGUUCGGCGGCGGGACUGCCCCCGCGGGGACAGCUGGAGGCGGGGGCCUUUUCGGGAAUUCGCAGGCGGCAAAACCCGCCACGGGGGGACUGUUUGGAGCCCAGCCAGCGCAGAGCACGGGCGCGACCGGGGGACUGUUUGGAGCCCAAUCGGCGCAGAACACGGGCGCGGCCGGGGGACUGUUUGGAGCCCAACCGGCGCAGAACACUGGCGCGACCGGGGGACUGUUUGGAGCUCAACCGGCGCAGAACACGGGCACGGCCGGGGGACUGUUUGGAGGCCAACCGUCUGGAACAAGUGGGAGCAGUUUAUUCGGCAACACAGGUGCCGGCUUAUUUGGAGCGAAGUGACAGCCGCUCCAGAAGGCCAACAGACGGGGUAUGGUAUGUUUUCUGUUUUGCGAAUCUCCUUGUUUUUGGAUUUACCCGUUUUCGUUUGCUAGGCGCGUCUACGUUCUACGGAGACAUGCUGGCCGUUCGCCAAGACUUGUAACAUUUGUAUGUAUAUAUCAUAUACAUACGUAUACGUGCAUGCGGUUCACCUCGGUUUCCUGGUGUAAACCAGGGGAACUGACAUGAGACAGAAAAUGACCUCAAAAUUUCUUUUCGGUUGUCAGUAUCUGGCGAGAAGUCCGCUGGUGUCAAACUUGGAAGACGCGCUCUUUCUCUCCACUAAGACAUAGACCUGCC